This is a messenger RNA of Penicillium griseofulvum, 1848 nucleotides long. RefSeq lists its product as uncharacterized. The coding region runs from base 1 to 1848 and encodes 615 amino acids. The record is from RefSeq and is a predicted model, not a curated record. The transcript has 5 exons. Lineage: Eukaryota; Fungi; Ascomycota; Eurotiomycetes; Eurotiales; Aspergillaceae.
AUGCUGAUCGCGGACUGGCUGCCACCCGCCCACCUGCGCGCUCUCAGCCGAGUCUCGUCGAGAUUAUAUUCAGUUUUGGUUCCUCACAUCUACCGUACCAUUGCAUUCCACGCAGCAAGUGAGUGGGCGCUGAACGUUUUGGAUGUCGACUCCUUCUUUCUCCACCUCGCUCCAUUUCAUCUCGUCCGGUUUAAUCGAUGUGCAUAUUACAACAUCUUUCGCGCGGCGGGGCUGACGGAGUCUCCGACCACAUUGGGAGCUUCGGACGAGGCGACGCCACAUCAGCAAUUUUUGGACGACGUGAAGGAUCAAUUGCAGCUGGUAUUCACCCAUUUGAAGCCCAAUAGCCUGAGCACUUUUGAAUGGCGGCUUGGGACACGUGUCCCGAUGGGAGUUCUCGAUCAGGGAGGCUAUCUCAGCCGGUAUCAACAACGCCUCUCCCGUCUCUCACUCGUCACGGAUGGUACCUGUCCUCAGACAUGGCACCGUCUGGAAGGGCUGUCCGAACUAUCGAGUCUGACGGCCUUCGAGUGGGAAGGAAUCCAGCAUCAGACCGAGGUUGAUUUGCUGCGACAGUGCAUCCGUCACAAUUGGAGCCAUCUCGAUCACCUAUCCAUCGGCUUUGUUUAUUCCGCUUCCGCCCGUGCUCUGUGCUGGGAGAGCCUUGGGCUGCAAGGGCCGGAGCUUGGGGUCGGGUAUCCAGGGGUCGAAAAGCCGGCAGCUGUUCCGACCCUGUCAACCCUAGCACUGUCGAAGGUGACCCUUCCCCCGGAUCUUUCAUCGGAGAACAGUUCAAUAUUCUGCUCCCUACGAGCGCUUACGCUGCGGGACUGCCCGAAUCAGCUGUGUCUCUUGCAGUUGCUGUCUCGGUCCCAAAAGCCGCUGCAACUCGAGCACUUUGAAACCUCUUUUGAUUUCCUACUGCACGAAACGGGCGAGGGGCGUAGCCUCUCUUCGGUUGUGCGGUUCCUGCGUUCGUUUCGUGGGCUGCAGCAUCUGCAUCUGAGGUUGUCCAAUUUUCCGGCGUCGGAGUCUCGCAUCCAGGACGCCAUAAAACACCACCAAACCACGUUGAAAAGCCUUGUCUACCAUGAGCGCCAACUCGCCCCCAUCGACGAGGAAGGUUUGUUUGAGGAUGAUCGGGAUGUGUCGCCCGUGUGGAUUGCAAAUUUGUCAACCAUUGUGGAUCUGGGCCAGGUGACUGCUUUGGCACUGUGUGCAAGACCAUCUGCCACUCGGCGGUGCCUUCGACCCACGGCGGAGCAUUCCCAGCUUCGGCUUUUACAUUUGCGGUUUAGCGGUCCCGAGGGAAUCCAUCGAGAUAUUCAACGAGAGAUUGUCACCUUCCUCCAUGAAACGCGCAAACCGUAUUCACGGGACCCUCGUUCGCGCUGGGGUCCCGUGGACCAGGAUGUCUCCAGCGAUAAUAAUGACUAUGAUAGUAUUCUCAACGCGUACUAUGAUAGGUCGCCCCUCGAGUGUAUGGAUUUUCAGGAGGCAGUGCUCGAGUCAUCUGCAGCAAUAGCAGAGGCCGAGGAUUUUGUGUCAUUUGCCGAAUGGGCGUUUGGCCCAGGUGGACUGCCGGCUCUGCAGGUCCUUGCGUUCGGCGACUUCUCUCGCGGUGAUCAGUAUAGGGGGCAGCAGUUUUUGAUGCGACGUUCUUAUCCUGCGUGGGAGAGUGACGGCAAGGGUCUCGCCGGCGUCACGUGCGACGAUACGACGCGGCUACCUUUCUGUCCGGCAGAUACGGCUGAUCCUUCGAUUUGGGAUGGUGUUUCGGUGGACGGAGCUCGGUUUCUGUCCGCAUGUCCAGGAGGCGGAUUGAUAGAGUCACCGUAUGAGCCGUAG